AUGAAGAGGGCGAAACGGGCCGCGCCGGGCUCCCUACCCGUGCUGGGGCUGCUGCUGCUGGCCGCAUUGCCAGCGCUGUGGACGGUGCUGCUGCGGCGGGAAGCGGCGACUCAGCGGGAGCUGGAUCUAGAGCCGCGCUCGCCCGCGGGGCUACCCCCCGGGCGGUGGGUCUGGGGGCGCUCCUCGGCGGCGCGGGGCGAGCCCGGCGGCGGUGGGCAGAAAACUUUCCGGGCGCUGCUGGCCCUACCGGCGGCGGGCCAGGAGGAACAGGGCGGCGAACGGCGGUUCGCUGCGUCCGGCUCGCAGCCGCCAGCCGACACCGCCUCUCCGGUGGAGCGGGGCAUCUUCUGGAGCCGUGAGCUGGAGGAGCAAGUGCCGCCGGGCUUCGCGGAGGAGGAGGCGGUGGCAUGGCUGUCGGCCGCGCGUGCCGCCCGUGUGGCCUCGCUGGAGCGGGGCGGCUGCGGGCGCAGCUCCAACCGGUUGGCACGGCUGUCGGACGGGAGUCGCGCCUGCGUCCGCUACGGCAUCAACCCGGAGCAGAUCCAGGGCGAGGCGCUCUCGUACCACCUGGCCGGGGUGCUGGGCAUACAGGAACGGCUGCCGCCCAUGGUCCUCGCCCUGGUGGAGGCCCGCGGGCAGCAGUGGGAGCCAGUGCGGGAGGAGCUGCGCGGAUCGCACUGGGUCGAGGGUGCCGUGGUCAGCCUGACCCGCUGGGUGGACAACCUUACUGCCGUUGUGGCCCCCGCGCCCUGGGGAGCCGAAGCAGGCGCCGGCCGGUGGCUGCAGCCGCUGUCUGCGGGGGAGCUGGGCGUCCUGCCGCCGUCGCAGCUAGUGGAGCUGGUGCAGUGGAGCGAUCUGAUCCUUUUCGAUUAUCUGACGGCCAACUUCGACCGUCUGGUCAGCAAUUUCUUCAGCCUGCAGUGGGACCCAAGGGUGAUGGGCCGCGCCACCAGCAACCUGCUCCGCGCCCCUGAUGGCGGGCUCGUCUUUAUGGACAACGAGGCGGGGCUGGUACACGGCUACCGCCUCCUCGCCAUGUGGGACCCGUACAACGAGUCACUGCUCCGCUCCAUCUGCGUUUUCCGCGAGGGCACGGCGCGGCGUGUCGCUGAGCUGCACCGCCGCCGCAGCGCCGCUGCCGAGCUGCGCCGCCGCUACCGGGCGCGGGAGCCGCUCUGGGCGCGCCUCGGCUUCCUCUCGGAGCGGCAGGCCGAGCUGCUGCAGGCCCGCGUUGACUUCGUGCACCGUCACAUCGCCCACUGCCGGGCACAGGCCGCCGUGCUUUGACGGCCCCGGGGUGGGCGGAGGGUGGCGGCGAGAGCCUGUUGCCCGCAGUGUCCCGUUUUUUCUCUCCUCCGAUGGAGGAGGACUUAUCCCGGUGGCCGCCGAAGGCUAGGGUGGGCCCUGCCCGCCACCUCGGUGCUCGGUGCCCUGUAACCGCCACGACUGCCGGGGAUGGGGGGAGGGUUCGGCCGCCAGGAGCGGAUGCUCACGCUCAGGUGCAGGUAAUAGCAGGUAGAGGAGCAGUUAAUUAGCGUCAAGUUCCCUGGAGAUGCAGAGUGUGAUCGGUGUAAUUAUUGCAGAGUUCCACUCCGGGGUUUUGGUUCUAGAGCUUGAAAAAAUUAGAGGAUUCGGCAUCUUGAGUGCUUUCCUCAGUUCUGUUGGUGCACUCACCCUCAUAAGAGACCCCGUAGGAAAGCAGUUGGUUUUGUCUGGAUUGGGGUCAGCUACCUCUUCCUUCCAAAGGAGGCAGGUGAAAACAUUUCCUUAUAUAUUAUUCCUUUUGCAAUAGCAUAUUUAAGUAUGAAUGUUGAUAUUCAUAGACCAAUAACUGAUUGCACAAUAGGGAUGUCCCUAACUAGCCUAACCUCCCUAUUCAUGAAGCUUGUUCCUUACUGAUUUUCUCUAAUGAGAGUGAACCUUUCUACUGAUUGUUAAAUCCUGUUGAUUGGGAAGUGUACAGGAAACCCAUACUCUGUUAGCUCUUAGUCUUUUUUUUGUGGAUGCAGCGGGUUAAACUGUUUUGGUUCUUAAAGCAUUUGUAGUCAUCACUAUAGUUGUUUCAUCUGACCAGUAAAGUAACUGACUAAUGAGCAACGCAAGAGGAUGUCCUGGCUUUUAAAAACAUUGCUGUGUGCUAAGACUUGGAUACAACAGUUAAAGUGAAGGAAAAACUGUUUCAUGCACUUUACUUUGACUUUUAAAUUUUUUAUAAAAGAGGACUUUUUUAUUUUACAAAGUCUGCCUUUUAUGUACAUUCUAUAUGUUUGUUAGCUUUUCUGUAACAUACUGCAGAAACUGACAUUUCAGUAAAGCGUGUUAACAAUU
Molecule: messenger RNA, 2328 nt
Organism: Columba livia (rock pigeon)
Lineage: Eukaryota; Metazoa; Chordata; Aves; Columbiformes; Columbidae
Gene: FJX1
Product: four-jointed box kinase 1
Exons: 1
Coding region: 1-1287 (428 amino acids)
Biological process (GO): cell-cell signaling
Source: RefSeq, a predicted model, not a curated record